Helicoverpa zea (corn earworm) is the source of this 1428-nucleotide messenger RNA. Its product is annotated as protein FAM177A1. Bases 86 to 505 code for a protein of 139 amino acids. Lineage: Eukaryota; Metazoa; Arthropoda; Insecta; Lepidoptera; Noctuidae. The transcript has 2 exons. The record is from RefSeq and is a predicted model, not a curated record.
AGAAUGAAUGGUUUAUAAUAAGACGUCUAUUGCUAGAAAUAAACAGUGUCGAUUCCACUGUGAAUAAAUAUCAAUUUAUUUAAAAAUGGAGAAAAGCGGGGAAACUCAAGUGACUAUUAAGAAGCCGGGCCGAAUUCUGCACUUCAGCGAUGGGGUUGAAGAAGAAAUAGAGGAAGAAGUGGCCACGGAAUUAGCGACUGAACCUCAAGAAACAAAUGUGGAUCCGAAAACGUUAUCAUGGGGCCCUUGGUUUUCGCACUACGCAUGGAAGUCCGGCAACAAGGUACUGAACGCAGUAGAUUAUGCAGGGGAAUCACUGGCUGGUUUCUUUGGCAUAACUACUCCAAAGUACCAAAUAGAAAUAGAUGAAUAUGAACGAAUGAAAGAAGAAAAGAGGAAAUUGGAUGAAGACGCGGCUGGUUGGGUGCCGAAGAAUGGAGGCGGGGACAUACCUUUAGUACUUAACGAACCUAUCAAGGUUCUUGAUAAGCCUGCAGAAGUUUAAUGGCAUUAAUUUAAUAUAUAAAAUUUAUUUCCCUCCAAUCUUUACAUGACUAGUCUAUUCCUGAUUAAACAGACUAGUAUUUCUUGUAAUCGAGACCAACUUUUAACUAUGCACUUCAAUAUGUUGUGAAAUUAUUGCAGUAUUUUGCUUAGAAUGGCUUAAUGAAUCUUUGUAGGUGUGUAUGUCUCACAUAUUUAAUCUGUGAACAUAAGUUUUUUGGAAAAAUUCUAAAUGUUAGUAUAAUAGGGUUUUAUAGAAUUUUUAUGCAAUUGAAAACAAGGCUGGAAACUGGUUUUACAGGUCAAUCCUCAAAGUUAAGUCAAGAGACAUAUUGACAUAUAAAUGAUUUUAUUUAUGUGUAUUAUUUACCAAAUUGUAUUCUUGAUUUUCAACUGAUUGGUAAAAAUGGGUAUUUUAAUGUCUAACAAUUGUAUGAGCAUUUCUAACAUAGAAUUAAAGUAAAAAUAAAAGUAGUGUGCUAAUGUAAUUCGCAUAAUAUUAAUUAUUAUUGUAUAGCAAGGAACUGAAAGGAUAAGAGCUUUAUUUUAUUGUAUGUUAUAUAUAUUGUUAAGAAUGUUUUAUUAAAUAAUAUAAUUUAUUUUAUUUUAAACAUUAGUUGAAAAUGUUCUGUAUAAAUUGUAUUUUUAGUAAUUUGACUGGCUUAAAGCUGUAUUUUAUUAUUGGGAUCCACAUCCAUUUCGUGUGGGUUUCCCUUUGAAGGCUGUUAACAUUUCUAAUGAUGUAUUUUGCCGAAAUCUUUAAUUUAUACCAUCUGUUUCUGCUGCUUACAUAUCUCCGUUAAUAAGUCCGAAUAUGUCGUCGGUAAAAUUAGCACUUAAUGAAUUUUACGAAUGAGACUAAAAUGUGGUACGACUAAUGUUUGAUAUAUGAUGUAGAAUUAAAUAUACAUUUCAUAGAAACUA